Sphaeroforma arctica JP610 is the source of this 1729-nucleotide messenger RNA. RefSeq lists its product as hypothetical. Lineage: Eukaryota; Ichthyosporea; Ichthyophonida. Gene Ontology annotation, biological process: transmembrane transport. The record is from RefSeq and is a predicted model, not a curated record. The coding region runs from base 1 to 1308 and encodes 435 amino acids. Gene Ontology annotation, molecular function: transmembrane transporter activity. The transcript is spliced from 4 exons.
AUGGUCGAGCACGUGGCCUAUGGCGAAACCUCGUCGCACCAUGAGGCCAAGCAUCUGCUAAGCUUAGUGAUCUCAGUGUUUUCAGUCGGACGUUUGUUCGCCUCUACCAUCCUGGGAUACUUAUCGGAUCACGUCGGCGAACGUACUGUGUACAUCACGACAUCCCUGGCCGCUUUGAUGGGCAACUUGAUGUAUGUGCUCACGUAUGUGUACCCCUCGUCCACUCUGCUCGUGGGUGCACGUUUGGUCGCCGGCGCUUCCACGGGCGUUCUGGCUGUGUGUCGCGCACACACGGCCAAGAUUUCAACAGUGGAAGACAGGACAAAGUACAUGGCACUCAAUAGUGCAGCCCAGUUCGUGGGCCUAGGUCUAUCACCAUUCUUAACGCUGGCGCUAACCAAAGCUAGGUCGGAUGGAGCGUGGUUUAACUCGCUUACAGCGCCUGCGUUCGUGCUUGCCGGGUUCAAUGUGGUUGUUAUCUUCUUGGUCGUUUUUGUGUUUACGGAUAUCUCUGGUGUAGACGCGAGCCUUUAUACUGAGCAGAUUGAACCCAUCCACCCGUCGAGCCCUUCAAUUUCUGCGCAUGGAGUUGAGUAUCGCAGUAUUCAAGCGGCUGAGCCAGAGGACAAUGAAGAAUUACAAAGAGAGAUGAAGGCAGAGAAGAUUGUGGCCGAUAAAUGGUCAGACGCGGAGUGGACGCGACUGGUCAACAUCGGAAUCGGGCUGUACAUAUUUUUUAACUUCUCUUCGAGAUGUAUACUCGCAUUGGUCGAGACAUUUGGGGCCCCCAUGUACUUGGAGAUUCACCACCUUCCAUCGAAAGACACGAUUGCGGCCUCAAUGUUUUUUGGAACCCUUGGCUUCCUUGGAAUGAUUUCCUUUGUCAUCACCAUCUGGGCUAAGCGCUUCGUGACUGAGGACUACAUGCUGAUGUUUGCGUUUAUCUGCAUUGGUAUCGGCAGUACGACACUUGCCAUUACCGGAUCUACGCAUUAUCCUUUGUUUAUGUUCUCACUAUAUCUUAUCUGGUCCAUCGGGUUCCCGGUCAAGUCAACGGCGAUUAUGUCCAGUUUCAGCAAAAUUCUUGGUGGCAGACCACAGGGUGUAAUGAUGGGGUGGAUAGGCACUUUCGGUUCCUUAGGACGUAUUUGUAUGCCGCUACUAGCCGGUUUCUCAACCCCCACAGUAGCGUUUGCGAUUGGCGGUGUGAUGUGCGUUGCCUGUGUUGUGUUGCUAUACUUGUACAUGUCCGCCGUCUCGAGCUACAAUCGCCGCAACAGGCACAUUUCGACGAUUAGCGAGGGCUAAUAGUAGUUCAUUAAGUUUAAAUCAAAUUUAUAAGGGAAUAGUGAGGACUUUGAUCUCGCUCAGUACAAUGUAUGAUUUUAGUGAGCAGGACGGUAUCAAUGAUAUUGAUGAUCAUGAUUAGGGCCAAUAGAUUGGCAAAAUGAAGAUUGUGAAAACAGGAGGGCAUGCACGAAACCUAUCUUGAUUCUGGCGCGCUCAAGACCAGGAAUGGGAACACCUUUACGGUUGGUCUUCCACAAAAUGGAACUUUCAUAUGAAAUGUACUAAUUCCGAAAGUCGGGAGUAGAAAAGGAAGGGCUACAAAGUAUAACAUACAGACACGGGUUUUAAUGAUUGCAAAAGUUGACUUAUAAUAAAUAAGAAGAAACCAAGUGGUGAUAACUAAGCACUCAACACGGGUAAACCAUUUGUUCAUAACUUC